AUGGAGGAAGGAAUUAAAAUCAGCUUAAACAUGGAGAACAAGAAGAUUUUGAUGCAACGAUACGAAAUAGGAAAAUUGCUCGGACAGGGCACAUUUGCAAAGGUCUAUCAUGCCCGAAAACUGAAAACCAAAAAAAGUGUUGCAGUGAAGGUGAUUGAGAAAGGUGGUGAGCUUUUCAAUAAGAUUGCAAAAGGGAGGUUGAAAGAGGAAGCCGCUAGAAAAUAUUUCCAACAAUUAAUCGCAGCUGUUGAUUAUUGCCAUAGCCGAGGUGUCUAUCAUCGUGACCUAAAGCCAGAAAACCUCCUUCUAGAUGAAUCUGGCAACCUUAAAGUUACAGAUUUUGGAUUAAGCGCUUUGGUUGAUAGUAAAAGGAAUGAUGGUCUUUUGCAUACAACAUGUGGAACACCUGCUUAUGUUGCACCUGAGGUUAUUCACAAGAAAGGUUAUGAUGGCGAAAAGGCAGAUAUUUGGUCAUGUGGGGUGAUCUUAUUUGUUUUGCUUGCAGGUUAUCUUCCAUUUAAUGAUCCUAAUUUAAUGGGAAUGUACAGGAAAAUAAGUAAAGGGGAAUUCAAAUGUCCAUCUUGGUUCCCUCCUGAGGUCAAGAAAUUGCUUUCAAGAAUUCUUGACCCUAAUCCAAACACAAGGAUGACGUUAGACAAAAUCAUGGAAAAUCCUUGGUUUCAAAAGGGAUUCAAAAAGAUUGAGACCCACUAUAUUCCAAAAGGUUUUCUUGAUUCCGAAGAGGUGUUCAAAUAUAUAGAUAGUCCAAAGUGUAGUUGUACUGAUCUUAAAGGACUCGAAGAGAGAUCACUCACAAAAAGUUCCUCUAAUUUGAGUUCUUUGAAGCCUACGAGUAUGAAUGCUUUUGAUAUCAUUACGCUUUCUCAAGAGUUCAAUCUCUCUGGUUUAUUUGAGAACAAUGUUCCAAGUAAGAAAUCUGAGGCCCGUUUCACGACCAAAGAAUCAGCAUCAGCGAUUGUGUCUAAACUGGAAGAAGUGGCUUCAGUGGAGCAGUUUCAGAUUACGACAAUGGCAGAUGGAACAGUAAGGAUGCAAGGGUGCAAAGAAGGGAGAAAAGGGCAAUUGGCCAUUGAUGCUGAGAUAUUUCAAGUAACACCCUCCAUUCACGUGGUGGAGGUAAAGAAAUUGGCCGGCGACACCAUAGAAUAUGAAAGAUUCCGGGAUCAAGGAUUGAAGCCCAAAUUAAAAGACAUAGUUUGGACAUGGCAGGGUGAGCAACAAACAACAGAAACAAGUACCUCAGACCAAUCAUGA
Lactuca virosa is the source of this 1275-nucleotide messenger RNA. Lineage: Eukaryota; Viridiplantae; Streptophyta; Magnoliopsida; Asterales; Asteraceae. The record is from the annotation of a GenBank genome assembly.